Poecilia latipinna (sailfin molly) is the source of this 3675-nucleotide messenger RNA. RefSeq names its product zinc finger protein GLIS3-like. Lineage: Eukaryota; Metazoa; Chordata; Actinopteri; Cyprinodontiformes; Poeciliidae. Gene Ontology annotation, cellular component: nucleus. The record is from RefSeq and is a predicted model, not a curated record. Gene Ontology annotation, biological process: regulation of transcription by RNA polymerase II. Gene Ontology annotation, molecular function: RNA polymerase II cis-regulatory region sequence-specific DNA binding; DNA-binding transcription factor activity, RNA polymerase II-specific. The transcript has 5 exons. The coding region runs from base 828 to 2984 and encodes 718 amino acids.
ACCUCAGCUUUUUAGUGUUUAUUUUUCCUCAUAAAGGCCACUAGAUGGCGGUGCAGAGCCAUGUCUCCUCGUUGAAAAAUGCAGACUCAAGAUUUUCAUCGAUCGGAAGAUGAGACAUAAUAAAAGGAUUUCGAUUGUCAUUUUUCUGCUGUGAGUAUGUUUAAAGAAUAUGUUUCACAGGAAAGUAACCUACAUAGUGUUUUAUAAGUUAAUAUAAUCUUCCUUCCUUGGGAUCUUUUUGAAUUGAGCAUAUGGAUUAAAAAAAAUAGAUAUAUUAAUUGUAAAGAAUUUCUUGGGAAAUGUAGGUUUUCAAAGAAAGCCCGAAGUUAUUCUGCUUUUUAUUCUCCAAGCAGAAGAUUUGGGCGGUAAAAACAUGGCUGAACUUUUAGCUGGCAAAAAAAAAAAAAAAAAAAAAAAAAAAAGGUAAAAGAAAAUCAACUUGAAGUGGAAGAAUAAAAAGAGACAAUAUCGAGAGUUUGACUGCCCACCAACAAUGUACCAUGAAGUUAUAUGAAGAUAUGCAUCUUACAAUUAGUACAGCUGCUACAGCUUCCGACCCAGAUCUUAUCCUCCCACAGAAACGCGCACCCAGUCCUUAUUGGCGCUCCUGAAUCGUGCAGACCAGCGCAGCGAUCUGUCAAUCUCACAGAAGGAGAGCGGCAGAAUGGGAUGCUGAGUGACUGAAGACGAUGCUAUGGAUCAGUCUUUCAGACGCUCUCCUGUUCAGUUUAACAUGAUAUUUAAACUUAACCUGACCCUUAUCAAACGACUGAAUAAGGGAAUGUGAAGAAGCGGCCAAGGGUUGCACGGGGAAAGCCGACUGAUCGAUGCACCGCUCCUCAGCGCAGGUAGGGAUGGUGAGCCGCUGUCAGACCCAAGCCUUCCCGGACAUCACCGGCUUGACGCUCUCCGUGUUCGGCGGCAAGGCGGAGGAGAUGUGCGCGCGGAAAGGCUUUGGAUCGCAGGUCUACCGGAACUCCAGCGACCCCCACAGCAUGAGCUCCGCUUGCCCGAAGCGACUCAUCGCUCAGUCCGAGGAAAGAGCGCAUCUGACGGCCAAAAGUGCGCGCUUGUGCCUCUCUCUGCCGCCGCUCCAAGUUAAUGGGGCCUACUGCUCGGAGAAGGAUGCCAGCUCUGAGCUGAGCAGUGCCGAGGGCACCCUAAUGCGAUGUGGGCAGAGCCUGCCACUGCCAGCGGGGGGCCAUUCAGAAGGGCUCUACCCCCCGAGCCUCCACUGCAGCAGACCAGCAUCCGACCUCCUUCUGCAGGAUGGCCCGCACCACGAAAGCAGAAGCACCUCCGCCUUCCAGAGAGCCCCGCCUGGUGCCAACAUGGCUCGCUCCUCUGCCCCUUACCCGAUUAAGCAGGAGAACUCAAUCGGACACAAGACCGCCGGCGUUCAAGGCCCGUCUCAGGCUGCGUUCCAGGCCUGUAGGGCAGAUCAAGCUUUGGAGGCAUCGAGAGACGAUGUGGCUACGGCCCUGCAUGCUAGCACUAACGGUAACAGCGUAUGCACGGCGAGCUGUGCAGGUAGUGCAGUGUCAGGAGACGCGGUGCAACCUUUUAAUAAUGGAGAUGGCUCCUCCCCACUGGCUUUGUCCCCAACUGGCUCCCAUCAUUCAGCGCGUCUGCUCAGUGCUAGCGAUGUGAAGAGACGCUGCCUUUCCCUGGCCUCACAGUCCACUGUCGCUGCUGGCACCAGCAGCGUCGCCCCAACGGGUUCCCCAUCAGCCACUGGCACGACCUCCAAGGAGAUCAAUAUCACCGCAGCCGUCUGCUCCUCCUCCCAGAUGUCGAUGGUUGCCUGCGUCAACGGAUUCCGCGCUAACCUCUCCCCCAGCAACGCUAGCAGCGCCGGCUUGUCUACAUCGUCCUCCUCCUCUUCUUCUACAUCCCCACCCUCUAUCUGCUGCCAGCGGGAGGCAGCCCGGAGACCCCCACGUCACAGCAGCCCCCAGCAGUCGUCACUACAGGAGAGCUGUCAACUGUCUUCACCUGCCACCUGCCUCCUGUCCCUGUCUGCGUCCUCCUCCUCGUCCUCUUCUUCGGCGUCAUUAGUGGAGCCGGAGACAGGCCUAGGGCAGAGCCUGGGGCUUUGCGAGGAGCAGGUCCCCAUGCUGCGGGGGCUUGGGGCUGGAGGAACGGCCGAGGAAAGUGAAGAGAGAGGCUUGGAUGGAUUGGGACUACUGAUGAGUGGGGCCCUUAUGUCAGGGACAUUGAGCUCCAGUUCUGACGCUGGUUGCCUGUUGGAUGGAGGUCAAAGAUGUGGGGCAGCUCUCAAGCAGGAACCUCUUGAUGACUUCUCUCCAAGUGAAGACGAACUCUUCCAGCACCACUAUCACCACCAUCAUCACCUAAGUGGUCGCACUGGGCACCACCGUCACACCCCCCACCCAUCUCGAUCUGCCAUGCCUCCUCCCUAUCACCUGCACCAAUACCCGGGCCCCAGUCAUGGGGGGCCACUGCAGCACCAGAGUCAGCAGACAACACAAGCCUCCUCUCUGGCAUUAAAACAAACCUCGGGAGGCCCCCCCGCCACCCACACGGCCUCGGAGCAUGAAGAAGUCAGAGGAGGAGCGCAGACGGAUAGGCAGGUGUGUCGCUGGAUCGACUGCAGCGCCGCUUACGAGCAGCAGGAGGAGCUCGUCAGGCACAUUGAGAAAGUCCACAUUGACCAACGCAAAGGAGAGGACUUUACCUGUUUCUGGGCCGGCUGCAUUCGCCGCUACAAGCCCUUCAAUGCCCGUUACAAGCUGCUGAUUCACAUGAGGGUCCACUCGGGGGAGAAACCCAACAAGUGCAUGUUCGAGGGCUGUAACAAAGCGUUUUCCCGCCUGGAGAACCUGAAGAUACACCUGAGGAGCCACACGGGCGAGAAGCCGUACCUCUGCCAGCACCCUGGCUGCCAGAAGGCAUUCAGCAACUCCAGCGACCGAGCCAAGCACCAGCGCACUCACCUGGACACGGUCAGAAAACAUUCUUAAAUUCAUGUUUGACCUGCUGAAAAAUCACCUGGGUGGUCGGCUUCUUGACACGAACCCAAAAGUCGUGUGCAGUCGCCCAGAUACAGGCUCCUUUUGUCUGUCUGCGAAACUCGAGCUGAAAUUAGGUCAUAUUAAAAAGUCCCAAAAAAUUAUUUCUGGUGUAAAUAGCAAUAAAUAUUACCCCGAGUGUGUGUUUGCCGUAUGAUUAAACUUUAGUCAUUUUAUUUUACUACGUUCAAAAUCUACUGCCAAGCUUCUCUGCCUAUUUCUACAUUUUGACAGUGUAAUUUCUCAUAAAUCAGUGAGACUGUGGGACGUUUUUCACUCCCUACUUCAGUAGAGACAUGCUGCAGGUCCUUUAAUAAUCAUCACCAUUAGUGCAGGCUGCGGCUCCCACCGAAGAGAUUCAGGAUGCAAGCUAAAACAGAGGUCCGCUUGUUUCUUCAGAGCGUACAGUAUGGAAGUGGAACGGUUGAGUCAUUCAUCGCUGCCACCCAUUAGGUGGCUGCACCGCCACCAACUUAUAGCCCACUUGACCGGCAUUCUCAUGCCAACACAGCCGUGGAGUAAAUGAGCUGCUUUGCUUCCACUAUAUUUCUGGUGUAUUUGUUUUUCCUUCCUCUAAGAUGAAUGCCCCAUUAGUUUUCUCUAUAUUUUGCAAAAUAUUGCAGGUUUUUUCAAUCACCCUUUU